CGCUGAGUGUUGGAAAUGAUGAGGAGGAAAAACGGGAAAAGGGAAAAAAACAGGAGUCGGAGGAGAGACGCUGUUUACUUCACUUGAUGAAUGCACUUUUUAGUCACUUUUUCAAGAACUUUACUCAAGUCUGAAACAAUCAACAUGCUUUAAAUUCCCGCCUUUACAUUUUAAAGUAUUUUCAAAUUGGCAGAAACCAAAGCUUCUUGGGUGCUGGUCAUGGGGAGCUUUAAGGGCCACGCGCUACCCGGAACCUUCUUCCUGCUGGGCGGGCUCUGGUGGACGGCCAAGUUCUCGCUGUGUCACGCCACUCGCAGGAACAGGAACAUCGGCUCCACGCGACUUACGAGCCGGGCGUCACAGCGCCGCCUGGAGGUGGUGGAAUGUUCCCUCAUCCUCUUCUUCUCCUUUGUGGGCAUCCUGGCAGAGCAGUUCCUGGCAGACGGGCCACGCCUCCAGCUGUACGACUCCUCAGAGAAGCAGUGGAAAGAUGUGAUGAACUGGCAGCACGCCACCAUGUAUCUCUUCUUCGGCCUGGCAGGAGGCGUGUCGCUGAUGGUGCACACCACGGACGCCAUGCCGCUGGCACUGGACAGGCUGAUGAUGGCGCUGGCCUUCUUCAACGAAGGGUUCCUCUUCCUGUACCACCUGCACGGCAGGAAGCUGCUGGACGUGCACCUGCACACACUGCUGCUCCACGCCGUGAUGGGCGGAGCCUGCGUGUGCUUCCUGGAGCUCUUCCAGCGAGGCAACGUCCUGCUGGAGCUGCUGCGCUGCGCCCUCACGCUGCUGCAGGGCAGCUGGUUCUGGCAGAUCGGCUUCGUGCUCUACCCCCCCGGGGGCCCCGCCUGGGACCCCGAGGACCACGGCAACGUGAUGUUCCUCACCAUGUGCUACUCCUGGCACCUCGCCUUCGCCCUGAUGCUUGUGGGCGUGGUCUACUGCGCCGUCGGAUGUGCGGUGCGCUCCCGACUGAAGAAGACCCCGCCGGUUGAAAUGGGCCUGCUUAAGCCCAGAGACAAGGAGGCUGAGUCCGAGGACGAGGUCUUGUGACCCGGGGCGAGACCAGACGUCCUUUUACUUCAGGGAUCCAGGGUGAGCCUCAAGAAGCAAAGCGACGUAUUUCAAAAGCUUGAAUAAAUCACUUCUUGGAGGCGUGACGGCACACCGCCAUCUUGUGGCCAGUAUUUGUAUUGUUUAGCUACCACACCACACCUGCCUGUCUCUGUCUCGCGCCAUCUUCGCUUAUUUUAUCGCCGCUUAGCGUCUUCAAAGUGUUCCGAUGUCAGAGGAAGUAAACAAACGCACUUUACUUGACCAAAUAUCUCGUUUUCAUGUGUGUCCUUUUUUGUUGUUUAUGAAUAAACAUCCCAUUAAAACACUGCUCCAAA
Molecule: messenger RNA, 1391 nt
Organism: Nerophis ophidion (straightnose pipefish)
Lineage: Eukaryota; Metazoa; Chordata; Actinopteri; Syngnathiformes; Syngnathidae
Gene: tmem45a
Product: transmembrane protein 45a
Exons: 6
Coding region: 220-1053 (277 amino acids)
Source: RefSeq, a predicted model, not a curated record